AUGAGCUCAAAGCUAAACAUUGAGUCUGUUCUCAAUAGGGGGCCAUCGAAAUUGUCACGAUCCCAAAGUAAUGCCGAAACCUUCAUUCCGCUGUUUAUGGGGCGGAGUAGUGACAACCUGAAUAAGCGACGUGGAUUCAUUGCUAGCCAUCAAACCAGUAUAUCCAUCGACUCAUUGAAAGAUAUUAUUACCGAUCAGGGACUAGGCAACCCUAGAGUUAUCACCUUGGACCAAACGAUAGGAGAUGGGGUGGUCUCCUUGAAUUAUGGAAAUAAAUGCCUGACAAGCAAUGAUCAUCAAUAUAUACACCAUCCAAGAAGUUCUGGGAAAUAUGGACAUUCAAAGAGUUACACCGAAGCCAAUAUUGACAAAUUCACAAAUGGGGAUCAACAUGUGUUCAACAAUAUGAUUUAUGAGGAAGGGGCGGGCGGUGCUGAGAAAUCACAAUUUUCUCAGAGUAAUGGAAGUUACACGAGUCGUGAUCAUGAUCCAUCAUCGAUGGUUUCUGUUAAUAUCACCAAUUUUGAAUUUCCCAAAACCUUGCUCAAUCCUAGCCCAUCACCGAGUGCCGGAAGUAUUGGUCCAAGAGAAAGAUCUGACUACAGUCUUCAACGCGGCUCUAAUGAUGCUAUUGCUUUAGCAGGUAACAAUAUAUCUUCCAAGAAUCUUGUUCGUGAACGCAGCCAAAGCCCUUUAAAACACAGGAAUAAUAUUCAACACCACAAACUGUGCAGUGGUGGUCAACUUUCUCAACCAAAUUCCACAUUUUCUUUAGAUUUCGAGUCCUCUACCUAUGGUGGAAAGCAGGCAUCGGUCAGUCCCAAAAAUCGAGCUCCCGGAUCUUCAGACUCUCUUAAUACAACUAGUAACCAUAGUAGUGAAUACUUUGCUAAACUUACGCUUUUGACAGAACCUUCAAGGACGGAACAAGCAACCGCCCAGGUAUUAAAAUGUUCUAGGAAGUUAUUGUUUGCAUUCAGUGAACUAUAUAAUGCCUUAAAGAAGUUUACACAGUUUAAUAAUUCCGGGCAUACCAAAACUCAAGAGAAAUUUGUCACCACAUUGCUCAUUAGUCGGAAGAAAAUCCAUAAGUUGGCGGAAGCCCUUGAAUCUUGCGAAUCUGAUAUUGACCUCGACUCUUUGAGUUUUAUGACUCCAAGGCACGAAAUUAUUGAAACAGUAUUGACCCAUGUGGUGAAUAGUGUGGUGACAUUCAGAAAAUUGGCAUGUUUGGUAAAAGAGAACCUUGAACAAUUGACAAAACUGACUGAUGUUUGUUUUCUAAGGAUGUUGAUAUUAUCAGUGUUUGGAUGCUUUAAUGAGAUUUAUAAUGCAUCAGUGAUCAUGAAACCAGCCACCAAUAAUGAUACACCUCCAAUAGAUGAGAGAAUAUAUGAAAAGCCUGUAGAAGCUUUAGUGCAGCCACUACCAGCACCGGGAAAAUUCCAUACUUUGACAAAGCCUAUCAUUCAAAUGACCCUCAAAUCGUGCCGUUCAAUUUCAGACAUUCUUUCAAAGCACUCGCACUCGCACUCAAAGUCAUCCUCAAUACAAUCGUUAAUAUGCUCUAUCGAGUCUCAAUGUCUAGCAAUCAUUUCCCUUGCACAAUCUAUGAAUGUCCACCUACCGGAUUACGAUUCACAGAAUGGGCCAGAAGGGGGGAUUUCCCAGCGGCAACUCUCUCUUCAAGUGACCCAAAAUAUUGAAUUGUUGAAGUUGAUUAAACAGAUGAUGACUCCGGGAAUAGGUGAUCAGUUGGGAAUAAACGAGGUAGAAUUGAGAAACGAGGCAGCAAAGUUCAGUAAAGUUACAAAAAACAUGAUCAAUAUAUCAGGGAUCAUGGAAUAA
This is a messenger RNA of Saccharomycopsis crataegensis, 1848 nucleotides long. RefSeq lists its product as uncharacterized. Bases 1 to 1848 code for a protein of 615 amino acids. The record is from RefSeq and is a predicted model, not a curated record. NCBI's taxonomy places the organism in Eukaryota, Fungi, Ascomycota, Saccharomycetes, Ascoideales, Saccharomycopsidaceae. The transcript has a single exon.